Molecule: messenger RNA, 4567 nt
Organism: Cynoglossus semilaevis (tongue sole)
Lineage: Eukaryota; Metazoa; Chordata; Actinopteri; Pleuronectiformes; Cynoglossidae
Gene: kcnh1b
Product: potassium voltage-gated channel, subfamily H (eag-related), member 1b
Exons: 12
Coding region: 304-3177 (957 amino acids)
Biological process (GO): regulation of membrane potential; potassium ion transmembrane transport
Cellular component (GO): plasma membrane; voltage-gated potassium channel complex
Molecular function (GO): delayed rectifier potassium channel activity
Source: RefSeq, a predicted model, not a curated record
UGCAGCACCUCCUCCAGGUUAAAGCGUCGCCGAUAGUUGACGAAAAAGUUCUUCACUUGGCCGACUGUCUUGUUCCCUAUGACGUCUGCAAUGGCCUGGAAGUCUUUUCCAUAUUUCCUCACACCUGCGGUGAAUAAGCGUGGGCUCUAGCUGCAGCCAUCUGCCAAUGAACAGGCUGCGGAGAGACGGGCAGGGAGGCAGAAGCUGGUGCUCGUGCAGCGGCAUUUACAGAGAUGUGAGGCGGAGGCAACAGAGCAGGUGUGCUCCUCGCUCCCUUCGGCAGGAGGACGGACAGACAGCAGGAUGGCGGGAGGGCGGCGGGGUCUGGUGGCCCCGCAAAACACCUUUCUGGAAAACAUCGUCCGCCGGUCCAACGACACGAACUUCGUACUGGGAAACGCCCAGAUCGUGGACUGGCCCAUUGUCUACAGCAACGAUGGAUUCUGCAAACUGUCCGGUUAUCACCGAGCCGAGGUCAUGCAGAAGAGCAGCACCUGCAGCUUCAUGUACGGGGAGCUGACAGACAAGGAGAUGAGCGAAAAAGUUCGGCAGACCUUCGAGAACUACGAGAUGAACUCCUUUGAGAUUCUCAUGUACAAGAAGAACCGGAUGCCAGUUUGGUUCUUUGUGAAGAUUGCACCAAUCAGAAAUGAGCAGGACAAAGUUGUCCUGUUCCUUUGCACUUUCAGUGACAUCACAGCCUUCAAGCAGCCAAUUGAGGACGACUCCUCCAAAGGUUGGGGAAAAUUUGCACGUCUGACUCGGGCGUUGACCAGCAGUCGUGGCGUUCUCCAGCAGCUGGCUCCAGCAGUACAGAAAGGAGAGAAUGUUCACAAACACUCCAGGCUGGCAGAGGUUCUCCAGCUGGGCUCUGACAUCCUUCCUCAGUAUAAGCAGGAAACUCCAAAGACGCCGCCGCACAUCAUCCUGCACUACUGCCUGUUCAAGACCACGUGGGACUGGGUCAUCCUCAUCCUCACCUUCUACACGGCCAUCAUGGUGCCCUACAACGUCUCCUUCAAGACCAAGCAGAACAACGUGACCUGGCUGGUGGUGGACAGCAUCGUGGACGUCAUCUUCCUGGUGGACAUCGUCCUCAACUUCCACACCACCUUCGUGGGCCCGGCCGGCGAGGUCAUCUCUGACCCGAAGCUCAUCCGCAUGAACUAUGUAAAGACCUGGUUUGUCAUCGAUCUGCUGUCCUGUCUGCCGUACGACGUCAUCAAUGCCUUUGAGAAUGUUGACGAGGGCAUCAGCAGCCUCUUCAGCUCCCUCAAAGUGGUUCGUCUGCUGCGUUUGGGUCGAGUGGCCAGGAAACUGGACCACUACAUCGAGUACGGAGCCGCCGUGCUGGUCCUGCUGGUCUGUGUCUUUGGUCUGGCAGCUCAUUGGCUGGCCUGCAUCUGGUACAGCAUCGGCGACUAUGAGGUCAUCGACGAAGACGCCAACACUGUGAGGAUGGACAGCUGGCUGUACCUCCUGGGUGAGACCGUGGGGACACCCUACAGGUUCAACGCCUCCGGCUCUGGACGCUGGGAAGGCGGGCCCAGCAAAGACUCAGUCUACAUCACCUCGCUCUACUUCACUAUGACCAGCCUGACCAGCAUUGGCUUUGGAAACAUCGCCCCCAACACGGACGGAGAGAAGAUCUUUGCAGUGGCCAUGAUGAUGAUUGGCUCUCUCUUGUAUGCCACCAUCUUUGGUAAUGUCACCACCAUCUUUCAGCAGAUGUAUGCUAACACGAACCGCUAUCAUGAGAUGCUCAACAGUGUGAGAGAUUUUCUAAAACUCUACCAGGUUCCCAAAGGCCUGAGCGAGCGUGUGAUGGACUACAUCGUGUCCACUUGGUCCAUGUCACGAGGCAUCGACACAGACAAGGUACUGCAGAUCUGUCCCAAAGACAUGCGCGCCGACAUCUGCGUGCACCUCAACAGGAAGGUUUUUAAGGAGCACCCGGCGUUCCGGCUAGCCAGUGACGGCUGCUUGCGAGCGCUGGCCAUGGAGUUCCAGACCGUCCACAGUGCUCCUGGAGACCUCAUCUACCACGCCGGAGAGAGUGUGGACAGCCUCUGCUUUGUAGUGUCCGGCUCCUUGGAAGUCAUCCAGGACGACGAGGUGGUGGCCAUUUUGGGUAAGGGUGAUGUGUUUGGCGACAUCUUCUGGAAGGAGAUGACUCUAGCUCAGUCCUGCGCCAACGUGCGAGCGUUAACCUACUGUGAUCUCCACAUCAUCAAACGUGACGCGCUGCAGAAGGUCCUGGAGUUUUACGCCAACUUCGCAAACCACUUUGCCAGGAACCUGGUUCUCACCUACAACCUGAGGAAGAGGAUUAUCUUUAGAAAAAUUAGUGAUGUAAAGCGUGAGGAAGAGGAGAUGCUGAAGAGGAAGAAUGAAGCCCCUCUGAAUCUUCCUCCCGACCACCCAGUACGAAGACUCUUCCAGCGUUUCCGUCAGCAGAAAGAGGCCAGGCUGGCUGCUGAACGUCUCGGUCAAGCUCCCGCCGAUGCAGAGAAAGGAAUAGUUCCAGCGGAUCAACCCGAGGGUCCGGAGAUCUUGGCCUCGACCAGCAUCCUUAUGGUGACGGAGACCCCGGCGACGGCCUCCACCUCCUCGGCAUCAACCACGUCCUCCACAUCCAGGGCCUUCAGCCGAGCCACAAUUCACACUCCUGCUUCGCAGAAUGGAAACCUAGUCGGCUGCAAGUCUGUGGAGCCGCCAAAAGCCAAGGGUUGGGGGCGGUUCAAGGACACGGUGGUGAAGGCGGAGUCAUGGAGCAGCGUCUCCAAGGCGGAGUCUAUGGAAACCCUGCCCGACAGAACUAAAUCUCAUGACGAAGUCUCCCUCAAAAAAACGGACUCUUGCGACAGCGGCAUCACCAAAAGCGACCUGCGCUUGGACAACGUCUGCGACGUCCGAACUCCGCAGGACAGGAGUCCGGUCCAGUCAGACGAGAAGAGGGUCUUCUGUCCCAUUCCAGAGCACAGCGUUCAGGCCUCCUUCCUUGAGCUGAAACAAGAAUUACGAGGUGACAUCAAAUCUCUGAACAACCGCAUGGAGGCGCUGGAGGGCCAGCUAGCCGAGUUGCUUCGACUUCUGAAGUCGAGGAAGGCGUCAGGAUCUUUCUACGAGGUGUCGCGACUUCCCUCUCCAGACUCCGACAAGGACAGUUUGUCCUAAUCUGAUCUAGGGCUUGGACGUGGACCCAUGUCCUCAGGGUGUUAGAGAUUGUCUUUGGACUGCAGCACCCAGCUUCUUGUCUUGCCACUUGUUGCAUGUUAUGGGCAAUAAUAAGAAUCGGCUUUAAUGUUCUUGUCGUAACAGGACGUCUGCACUGUGAUUACUGCGAUAGCUUUGACUCAGUCUUCUGGAAAGUCUGGUUCUCCAAGUCUGCUUCCCAGAACCUCCGGAUUAGGAUACUUUACACACCGUCAGCACUGUCCGCCGAAACUGAACGUCUUUGCACUUCAAGCUAACAGAUGUAGCCACCUGCGUUAGCAGACUAACUGCUGAAUUCAAUGAGCCAUCGUGUUCUUCCGAAACUCUUUUUUUUUUUAAUCUUCAGGCAGGUUUCUGGGAAUGAACCAGGGUCUAAGAUCAUUAGGUGUAAUUAAUGUACCUGCCACUUGGUGGUGGACCCACAACAAGAGCGUUCUAGAGCUUUCCGGUAGCAAAGGUUUCUUGCAUGUUUUGACUGAGAUUCAGAGAAUUUCGGAAAAAAUCCUGGUAUUGAGCAAUAAAAAAGAGACCACCCUGAGUUUAUCGUCCGGAUACAUAAAUGUAGACAGUGUGUCGGGGUCUAGAUGUUUCUAGCACCAGUAGCUCCUGUUUACUUUAGUGGAAAUGCAGACAAUAAUUUUCAGUUUUCUUCUACCCAUAAUCCUUUGUAAUUCGAGGUGAAUCCUAGUGCUUCGUGAUACCUAAGGUACACAGUUGGUUGGAAAUGCAAUCAUGGUCUACAUUUGAAGGUACUUUGUAGAAGAGAUGCAGACAAUGUUCUACAGCUCCGACUCCCCCCCGCCCCCUUCUGGACACAUGAUGGCAAUGAUAACAUUUUGACGUCUAAUGCUGUAAAACCAUUACAGAAAAAUUGUGGAGUUUAAUCUCCCCUAGAACACAGACUAGCAAGUACGCCCCCUACUGGAUGUUGCAUUUCAUAUCCAAUUCAAUAAAAAGUAUACAGUAUAAUAACUUGCCUUUAAUAUUAUAAUAAAUAUUAUAAGACACCCUUACAUUUACCAUGACAGGAAAAUUAACUGCACUUUAAAACAGAAAUCUCUUCCUGUAACGAUUUCUUACCUUUUAUUAGAUUUUUUUUAUGUUCAUAGAAAUUAUUUAAAAAAAAACAUCAUUCAUCUGUAGUCUUAUUACACUCGUAAUACAUUUUUCCAAAAGUAAUAAAAAAAUCAAUAUCUUCACUUUAAGCCAACCUAAGAAUAUGAAAUAUUAAUACAUUUCUUAUUCCCCCUGAAAUGCACUUCCAUACCACAAGGGGUUGGGAAAGUGUGUUCUACAGUCAAAAGGUAACUUAAGUGAAAAUUCCCUUUUCUCGUCUGAAAAUGGAACAUUA